Caenorhabditis elegans is the source of this 1006-nucleotide messenger RNA. RefSeq names its product BI1-like protein (gene C12D12.3). The transcript is spliced from 4 exons. The record is from RefSeq and is marked reviewed. The coding region runs from base 10 to 573 and encodes 187 amino acids. NCBI's taxonomy places the organism in Eukaryota, Metazoa, Nematoda, Chromadorea, Rhabditida, Rhabditidae.
AGUUUCAGCAUGGGUACGGCUCAACAAUGUAGCCCGAGCGAUGCAUAUUUUUUUGGGGAAGCGUACACGACAUUCAACAAUAGGAUGCAUGUAACGAUGGCGGCACGAAUAAUCCUGGCCGUAGAACUAAUUCUACUUUUUAUCACAGUGGUGAUUGUGCCAUUGACGAUUGGAUUCUUCGAUACAAUAUCACUAUUUCAAAUUUUAGUGACAGGAUCCAUAUGGAUCAUGGCAAUGAUUGCAUUAAAUCGCCAUAGACAUACUUUAUUAUGGCCUAUAAUAAUUUUAAAAAUAUCUGAGAUAAUCCUCGGCGUAUUCCUAAUAGUGAUCGCCGCGUUGUUAGCCGUUGUUCGAAGACGCGUACUAUUGCGAUUAAUGCAAUGGAGGAUAACAACAAUAGAUCAUUCCAACCAAGGCAUUCACAUUAUUGGUUUAUUGCUUUUUAUGUUGCUUCAAAUUGUGUACAACACAAUAGCAGUACAAACACUGUGGGACGUGUUCGAAUAUCUUCGGCAGCGGACGAUAUUUAUGUACAAUCAGGAACGAUCGCAAGUGCACCAGUACUUUUUGUGAGAAACUGUCUCGCGUAUUAUCAAGUUAUUAUUGCUCUUAUUAUUAUUAUUCCAAUUUUUAAUUUUAAUUGAACAAGUUUUAGUUCUAGCCUCCAACUUAGUUGGAUCAUCCAAAGUGAUUUUAUUUAAAAAUUUUGAAAAUUUAUAAAAAUCUAUCUGAACUACAAGAAAAGAUUUAUGUAAAUUUUCCACUUUUCAAAAUCAUUGUCACAAAAAGAAACAGUAGAUACUCCCCCAAAACAGUAUUCAAAAGUUAUUUAUUGUCAUUCUCUCACUCCCACAAAAUUUUCUCCCAUUUGCUUCGGGCCAAAACGACAUUGUGAUGUAUUUUAUGUGAUCUUUAGGAAACUAACAUUUUGAUCCUAGUCUCAUAACGCUUUAGUAAUUUUUUUUUCAAUGCCAGGAUUUGAAAUAAAUUGUUUCAAUUGUCUAAA